CGCCGUUACAAAGACUUCGCGACGUCAACAUUCUGAGGGGCGGUGGAGGAGCGGCCCAGGGCUUGACAUCUGAUGUAUGAAGCUACAAGGAGAGUUGCAUCUUUGAGGAACCCUGCACUUCCCAUCCAAGACUCCUAAAGCAUGGCAACAAUCCGCCACGGGCUCCAGCGGGAUGUGUUUGAGCCCAGCGAGGAGCGGCUGGUUGGUGUGCUGUAUGUUACCAAGCUGGGGAAGAAGAAGAAGACCAGCUUUCUGUGUGCCACCAUCAACAAAGAGAAGCCUGUGUAUGCCACCAUCCACCAGGUUAAGAAGACAGACAAAGAUGUAUACAAGAAGAAGACUUCGUGGCCCUUACGAGAACUUCAAGUGGUGGAUGGAAGAGACGAAAAUAAGGACACUGCAGAGCUGGACCUGACAUUUGAUCGAGUUUACAAGUGGGUGGCCAACAGCACACCAGACAAGCACACCUUCAUCCAGGUGUUGUGGAAGUUGUGUUGUCGUUACUUACCAAAGCAGAAACCCCAGUUCAUAAACAUUCCAGCAGAGCUAAUUGAGGAGAACACUGACCUCACUGAGAGUGGAGAUGCCAACUCCUCAGCCCUGGACACCAUGGAUGCAGUGCUGGAGGAGGAGGGAGACUACCAAGCCCUGUCUGAGCGAGAGCAGCAGGACCUGGAGAGGCUAAUGGAGCAGUGUGAUUCAGCAGUGAGCAAUGCAGAGGCCUUUGCAGAGCAGCUGUCACGGGACCUUUCAGGGCUGGAUGAUGCCAACAUCCACACCAUGAUGGCCUCAGAGGCACAGGUGGAGGCCCUCAUGGGGAUGAUUGAUGCUGCUUACACUAAGGCAGAGGAGAUUGAGCUGAGGCUGGACUCAUAUGAUGAAAUCUUGCAGCACGUAAAGGAUUCUAUUGAAAAAAUGGCUGACAAAAACACCUCCAUUGAACAGACCAAUGCCAAUAACUCUCGGUUGCUGGAGGAGUUGGACCACCUCAUCAAACAGCUCGACCUGUCCAAGAGUCAUGCACGAGACCUGUAUAAGGCAGACUUGAAUAAGGGGAGUCUGGCCCAGGCCAUCCAGGCAGCAGAGGCACUCCAGGCUGUGAUCAAUGCACCCAUUCCUCCCCACCUGACACAGCUACAGGCAGUGCAGGAUGAAAAAAAGUGUUUUGACAAGUUGAAGACCCGGUUCAGCCUGGUGGUGUCACAUCACCUUAACAACCUCUUUAUCCACCUUGGCAAUGACCCUGGGGAGACGCUGAGCCAGCAUGCUGAGCAGCUCACACUGCCACGCCAUGAAAACCUCCAUGCUGAACUGCAGCCUUACACACGCCUCAUACACUGGACACAAGCUCUUGACCACCGUGCCUACGAGCACCUCACCAAGACCUAUGUUUCCUCCAUCAGCAAGCUAUAUGAACGUGACAUCCGCUGGUUCUUUGAAGAGGCCAGGCAGCGCAUCUCUGGUGGACGGAGGCUGAGGGGGAGUGGCUCUAGUCAGGAUAUUGCUGGUGUGUCUGGCGUGGCAGGGAAGCUCACCUCCCAGAUCAAACAUGGUGCUCAGACACUGGGUACACGCACAGCUGCCUCAGGGGCCUUACUAGGGGUGGACAGGGAUCAGUGGGGCUCAGAACUUGACAUGCAGGAACGUCAGAAGUUUGAUGAGAUCUUUGAACGUGUCCUGAGUGAGCUGCAGCCUGUGUGUCUGGCAGAGCAGGAGUUCUGCAUUGGUUUCUUCAACCUGAAUGCUGCCACUCCAGAGAAGACACCAUCAUCUGUUGCCAGCACUCCAGGAUCCAGUGGGAGUGAGGAGAGCAGUGGGUCCACGACUACCUCCAGCAUGGGUGUGAUGGGCACUCCUGGGCCAGGCAGGGGCCGGCAGGUCAACAAGGAGGUGCGAUCCAUGAUGGGAGCACUGUUCAAUAUUCUAGAACAACAACUGUCCUCCUUCAUCAACACCUACGACCGGGCAGAUUCCUACUGCUGUCUCUACAUCUAUGUGCGUCUCAGUGAGCAUGUGCUGACAGCCGAGGACACAGGCUCCUUCCUCAGCACCACCUUUGGUUCCUGUCUCGUCCAAGCCAAGCGUAACUUUGACAGGUUCAUGAAUCUCCAGAUCCAGUCCAUACAAGAAUGCCGUGUCACCAGAAAGAAGUGUGGCAUUCUGCCUUUCAUCAUUAAUUUUGAGGAAUUUGCCAAGACAGCUGAGUGUGUGUUCAAGAAGAGUGAGCGGCGCACAGAUCUUGACAAGUGGUACGUGCGCCUUGUGAUGGCCAUGUUUGAACACAUUCCUCGAGUAGCUGCAGAACACCAGCGCACUCCUCCUGAGGUGAUAAAGAUGGAGAACUAUCAUGUGCUUCACCAGAUGAUGUUUCAGCUCAAGCUUCCUGGAAUGGACACCCAGAAGAAGGAAGCAAGGCAGCGGUAUAAUGAAGCCCUGGCCCUCUAUGUCACUCAGUACUUUGGCAGACCUCUGGAGAAACUCAAUCAAUUCUUUGAUGGUGUUUCUGCCAAGGUGGCCAGUGGUGUGAAGGAGUCUGAAGUGGGGUACCAGCUGGCCUACAGCAAGCAGGAACUCAGGAAAGUCAUAAAAGAGUAUCCUGGGAAGGAGGUGAAGAGGGGACUGGAGCAGCUGUAUAGAAAGGUGGAGAAGCAUCUGUCAGAGGAAGGCAACUUACUGCAGGUGGUGUGGAGAGCCAUGCAGGAGGAAUUCAUCCGCCAAUACAAGUACAUUGAUGACCUCAUCCACCGCUGCUACCCAGGAGCCAUGAUCUCUCUUGAGUUUUCCAUCGAUGACAUUCUUAACUACUUUUCAGAUAUUGCACAGUCCCACUAAGGCAUCAAGUACAGUGUCUUACUUACUACAAGUGUAUAUAUAUAAUUGGUAUGUAUAUUUAAAUGUAUAGUAGGUUUAUUUACAGUAUACAGUUGCAGUCUAAUCAUGAUAACCCUUAUUGUUAUUAUUAUAGUUUUGAAUGAAAUACUUUUACAUAAAUCUUUUUCAUAUGACAGUUUAUGUACAUUAUGUUGUUAAUCUUUUUUACUUGAUACAUGUACAUAUUUAUAUGAAAUUAUCAUACACAGAAUGCUAUAAUGUUUUUUGUUAUAGUUGUUUAUAUGAAAUCAAACAUUUUUCCUUUUUUUUUUUUUUUUUUUUUUUUUUUUCUCCCACUUACGCAUAUCAAUGGUUGAAGGAUUAUUCCAAUUUCAGGUUAAACCAUUUUCAAUCUUCAAGCAAAUCUGUGAUAUUCAUGAUCUUUAUAGAUUUUCUUCUGUGAGUCACAAUUAUGGUACAAAUGAACUACAAGUAUAUUUUAUCAUUGUACUAUACAUAACAUUGCUGGUAUGUACCAUACAAUAUAUUAUUUAUAAUCAUACUGAAAGUGCUUAAAUCCAUCAAAUGCAAUCCAUUUGGGGGGAAAACCUUUACCAUUAUCAAAAUGUUAUCAUUAUUUUAAAUGGCAGGUGCUAUAUGACAUAGGAUAAGUGCUGCCUUAUUAGUUACAAGUUAAAGAAGGAAAGUAAAUCAUAGAAGUGAGAGCAGUUACACUAUAUGACCAUAGACUGGAGUACAGGAGGACUAGUAGAAAGUGAGGUGACCAAGAGAGUACACAUAAGUAUGAUAGAAAUUAUUAUGUAGUGUUAAAAAGAUUACUUCGGUGAAAUGGGAGGUAGGAGUAUUGAUUUCAAAGUUAUGUUUGAUAAUGAUAUACAGGUAUGUAUGUAUGUAUGUAGGUAUGGAAUGGUAGGGGCUGCAACCUUACCUCCUUGGUGAAUGGGCUAUGAGUAGUCUCAAUUCUACCCGAAGGUCAGUCACUGUGAACUCUGACCUCUUUCUUUUGGGAAAUGACUGGCCGUGUUGAGAUCACAAGAGAUGACUGUGGGUAAAUAACAUACACACACACACACACACACACACACACACACACACACACACACACACACACACACAGAUAGGUGAUGGCUUCUGACUUAGUUUUCAUUUCAAGUUUGAGUCGUAACUGUGAGGGAUGGAAAUUUGUGAAGGAUUUUAGGCUUGUUCAUAUAGCAGCAAAUUUGCAUGAUUAGAUUCAAGGAUAUAACAUUGUCUGCAUUUCAGGAUAGUGUAUACUGCUUACAUCUGGCUCAUGUAAGAACUGUUGGUCUAUAAAAAAAACUGAUGCACCAUCUUCAUUUAAAGAACUAAUUGAAUGUUGCAUGUAAUGUUUCAGUUCUGCAGUGCCUAUUUCUGAGAGUUGAUUUUACAUAUUUAAUUUUAAGCCCAUUGAAAAUACUUUUGAGUCUACAACAUGUUUCAUUGAUGUAUAUAUCUCUGUACAUAUAAUAAGCACCUAUGCACCCUUUGCAUAAUAAGUAAUUAAUACAACUGUGAUGUUUUAUAA
Scylla paramamosain (green mud crab) is the source of this 4378-nucleotide messenger RNA. It is a transcript of the gene Sec3, whose product is annotated as exocyst complex component 1-like. Bases 142 to 2832 code for a protein of 896 amino acids. Gene Ontology annotation, cellular component: plasma membrane; exocyst. The record is from RefSeq and is a predicted model, not a curated record. Gene Ontology annotation, molecular function: phosphatidylinositol-4,5-bisphosphate binding. Gene Ontology annotation, biological process: Golgi to plasma membrane transport; exocytosis. The transcript has 8 exons. Lineage: Eukaryota; Metazoa; Arthropoda; Malacostraca; Decapoda; Portunidae.